This is a messenger RNA of Nerophis lumbriciformis (worm pipefish), 2064 nucleotides long. Lineage: Eukaryota; Metazoa; Chordata; Actinopteri; Syngnathiformes; Syngnathidae. The record is from RefSeq and is a predicted model, not a curated record.
CAGCAGCAGGGUGAAAUGGCCGCGGUGGAGAGCGGCGGUGGCUUUGGUCAAAAGCGAAGCUCGCAAGACUCUCAGCAACCAUCUCCACUGGCAAUGUUGGCGGCCACUUGCAGUCGCAUCGACACCCCUGGAGAGACCGACUCUCCUGCUGAGCAGCAACAACAGCAGUUGGACAUGACGCAAGGUGUCUUCACUUCCAAUGCCAAUGGCUGGCAGGUUGUCCCCAUUAGCGCACAGGCGUCGUCAUGUGGCGCAACAGCCACCACCGACUCUGCGGGCGUGCAGACCAGCAGUGAGGCCGUCAAAGGCAGAGGCUUGUUGUCCCCGUCGUCCUCUGUGGCCGUAAGCACUCAGCAGCAGCAGUAUGUCGUCGCUCAGGCACCAGCGCUGCAGAGCCAACAAGUGCUCACAGCCAUACCCAGCGUAAUGCCCAAUAUCCAGUAUCAGGUCAUUCCUCAGUUCCAGACGGUGGACGGUCAGUCGCUGCAGUUUGCACAUAGCCAGCAAGAUUCCACCGUGGCUGCCGCUGCAACUCCUGGCCAGCAGUUCCAAAUAGUGUCCUCCGCCAACGGACAACAGAUCAUAGCCGCCGCCAACAGAGGAGCCGGGGCUGGAAACAUCAUUGCCAUGCCCAGCCUCAUUCAGGGCCCUAUUCCCCUUCAGAAUAUCACCUUAGGCAAUGGAGUGUUGCAAAACCAGCCGCAGUUUCUGGCAAAUAUGCCUGUUUCGCUCAAUGGAAACAUCACGCUGUUACCCAUCAGCACUGGAGCGAGCGCUACAACAACAGAAGGUGAUAGCGGUACCCAACUCACCCAACAGCUGCCAACAUCUUCAAGCACCAGUGCAGGUUACAUGACUAGCGCAACCACAGUCACCACGCCAACCUCCUCCUCAUACGGCUUGACGCAGAGCAAUAACGGGACCGUGGCUGCAACAUACCAACCGAAUGCUGCUUCUCUUGGCGUUCCCAUACAACCGGACAACAGGGAUCAGCAGCAGCAACAACAACAGCAGCAGCAGCAGCAGCAGAUCCUCAUCCAGCCCCAACAGGUCUUACAAGGGGCAUCGCCCCUCCAAACCAUUCAGGCUGGUGCUAUCACAGCAGCAGGCGGUCAGGUGUUCGCCACCCCAACUAUUAGCCAAGAAGGUCUCCAAAACCUCCAAAUAAUGCCAAACACCAGCCCCAUCCUGUUGCGUACAGUCGGGCCCAAUGGCCAGGUUAGCUGGCAGACCUUGCAGAUUCAGAGUCCAGCUGGGGCGCAAAUCACACUAGCCCCAGUGGCACAGACUCAGGGAGCCCCCACCGCUGGUGGUGUAUCGGUCAACACCGUGCAAAUCCCUGGGCUUCAGACCAUCAAUCUCAACACGCUUGGAGGCUCGGGCCUACAGAUGCACCAACUUCAGAGCGUCCCCAUCACCCUCACCAGCACGACAGGAGACCAAACGUUACAGACAGGCACAGAGGGCUUGGAUGACACCACACCCCUCGACGACGAGGAUAUUAGCCCACCGUCACAGGGACGCCGCAACCGCAGAGAGGCCUGCACAUGCCCUUUUUGCAAGGAUGGUGAAAGCCGAGACCCAACCAAAAAGAAGCAGCACAUUUGCCACAUGACCGGAUGUGGGAAGAUCUAUGGCAAGACGUCGCACUUAAGGGCCCACUUGCGCUGGCACACGGGCGAGCGGCCUUUCGUCUGUGGUUGGGCCUUCUGUGGCAAACGCUUCACACGCUCAGAUGAGCUCCAGCGCCACAAGAGGACACACACAGGUGAGAAAAGGUUUGCCUGCCCGGACUGUCCCAAGCGCUUCAUGCGAAGCGACCACCUCUCCAAACACAUCAAAACCCACUUUAACAAGAAGGGGGCGCUCCCCAGCAACAGUGUGGCCGCCGCAUCAGACACCCCUCCCGCCACUCACUCCCCAGGUGGCGAGACCUUGUCGGCGGGCGACCAGCACUCCAUCGUCACUAUGGAGACGCUGUCCCCGGAGAGCUUAGCUCGGCUAGCCAGUAGCGGUAUCAGCAUGGUGCAGGUGGACCUGAAUCACAUCAACGGAAAUUACUAG